AUGCCGCCUCUCAACCCUUUUCCUUCCCCUUCUAUCCAUAAUACUUCGUCUCUCAAAAAGGCGGUUCAAAUCUUUGAUGAUGUCAGCCUCCGUUGCCGCAUCGCCGCCGUGCUCCACCGAGGCCGCCGGUCGUCGAUUUCCGGAGGACGCCACUUCCGCCUGAAGAAGCCGGCGCGGCCGGUCCCAUUGCCGGCGGGGGUGCCUUUUGGUUUGGUCCCGCUGCUCGCCGAUCUACGACGCCUGGCGCCGGCGCUCGUUGCCAUUGCGCCCGCGCCGGCGCCGGGCGCCGGAUCCGCCCACCGCCACUUCGACGGGGAGGCCCAGGUCAACGGACUUCAUCCAAUACGCCUAAUCCUCUACGGCGGCUUAACGAGCUGCGCCGACAUCCUGGUCAAACCUACACGCAACCUCGCCACCGAGAUGGGACGCCUGGUUUCCAGGGCUACUGUCCUCACGGCGCUCGCUCCGAACGACGAGGCGAUGUCGAGGCUGACCGACGGACCGGCUCUAGCGAGCCGCGCGCCGGAGCAGAUAGUGUACCUACAUCUGAUACCGGAGUACUAGACGAGGAGAGGCAUGUACAAUUGCGGUCCGGAGUUCGGGAAGGUGAAGUACGACAGCAGCUGAGCGCUGCCGCAUAUAGGUGGUGGCGAGGAGGCGGAUGGGUCGGUGAAGUUCGGGCGGGGGAGGGGUCGGCCUUAUUUGUUCGACCCGGUAUAUUAUACGGGACGGAGGAUCUCGUCCAGGGGAUACCGACAAAAGGGAGGGAGUAUCUUGGGAGGCCCAUCAAUAUGGAAGAAUUUGUCAUGGAAAUUGCUAGAGGUAGCAUGUCACAUGAUUGGGGCUUUUGGUCAGCGGUCUAAAUUUACCACUUGCCAGAAUUGAAAAAAUAAAUAAAUAAAUUUCUAUAUAAUUGAGAAAAACGGAGAGGUGAUGCGCCCAUAAUAUUCUUUAAUUCGUAAUAACAAUAUAAGUGGGGGCAAACCUAGUGUUUAUUUGUUUGUUUGUUUUGUUAAUAGUAGAAACUAGAGAGAGAAAGUCGUGUAUUCGUGUAUAGAAGAAAUGUUUUUGUUUGUUGUAUUCUUCGCACGCAUGAAAUUUGCAAUAAAUCAUUGCAAUCAAACCUUUGUUUAAUUAUCUAAUAUGUAAAUGUGAAGUAUUUCAUGAAAUUUGCAAUGAAUGUUCGCAAAGAAAAUCUUUGCUUAAUUGUCAAAUGCUUGUAUGUGUAUUGUCAAA
Messenger RNA from Asparagus officinalis (garden asparagus), 1236 nucleotides. RefSeq names its product fasciclin-like arabinogalactan protein 18. NCBI's taxonomy places the organism in Eukaryota, Viridiplantae, Streptophyta, Magnoliopsida, Asparagales, Asparagaceae. The record is from RefSeq and is a predicted model, not a curated record.